AUGCUGGCCGUUGGAUCAGCCAUGUCGGUGCUGCCCUCGCUCACACCAGCAGCAUCGCCGUCACAGCAGCCGUCGUCGUCGUCGUCGUCGUCGUCGUCGUCGCACCACUCGGCUCAAUCUCUCCUCUCGCAUCCACACCACGCGUCAAUCUCCUCCCGUGCAGCGAUCGUCACCACCGAUACCGAAAUCCAACACCAACAAUAUGCCCCAGUGCCUGCCACCUCGACCUCGUCCCUCCAGGCAGACCCAAUCACUACAUCGACCUCGGCCUCGGCCUCGACCUCGACCGCGACGCCGAGCAAGCCACUGCUGAUAGUCGGUGGCAAAGUCAUCGCUUCCCCCACCUCGUUGGGCACGAGUGGUGGUCGGCUCAAAAAGUUCAUAUGCCCCGAAUGCGGUCAAGGCUACACGAGGCCGACGCGAUUGCAGGAGCAUCAACGCGUCCACUCGGGCGAGGUCAGUCUCCCGAGAGCGAGCUAUCAAAGAGUCCGAACCGCCGCCGUCUUCUCGCUAAGCCCUCCGGGUGUCGAUCCAGCGACCUUUCAAGUGCGCAGAAUGCCCCUCGACCUUCACUCGCGAUUCCCAUCUCAAGGCACACGCUCGCAUCCAUGCCUCCGAGCAGGAGAAGCGCUACGACUGCGACGAGUGCGACAAAAAAUUCUGGACCCAUCAGCACCUCAAAAAGCACGUCCAGACCAUCCACAAAGGCAAGACCUAUGACGUAGGUUUCUUCCAAAACUUUCAGAGGUCCUCUCUCAAGGCGCGAAAUCGUGGCUGACGAGUUGUCGUCUGGUUCGGACCCCGACCACUGACCACAGUGCUCCCAAUGCGACGAAUCGUUCCGCAAACAUCAUCUACUCCGAACGCAUAUCGCCGAAGUGCAUUCGACACCGGGUACUUUCCCCUUCAUUUGCGAUGCCGAAGGAUGCGACAAGUCGUUCAAGCAAAAGACCCAUCUCACCGCUCAUCGCAAGACCCACGAUCGUGAGUCCUUUGCACUCGUGCGAUCGCCGUGCAGUCAGGGGAACGAGCUGAUCAUUGGAACGACUCGUUUAGCCUCGAGGUAUCUCUGUAUUCAUCGUGAUUGCUCAUCACUACGUUUGAGUCAGCGUCAACACGCGACAUGGUCGGCACUACAGAAGCAUACCAAGACCGUUCACCCUCCGAGAUGUCAUUAUCCAGAGUGCGACAACAAGACCUUCACCACCAAUCGAGGAUUGAGGAACCACAUCGCCACUAUCCAUGAAGGCUCGACGAGCGCCGAAGACACAGAUGCUCCCCACAAGACAACCACGUCGAGGUCAAGAAGGAAACGUAAGCGCCGCUCGGGCCGAGCACGGGGCAGUGAUGAAGAGCCCGAGGCUCGAGAGACGGAGACGGACGCCGAUGACGGGAACGAGACGAGUGAAUGGGAGCCGAGUGAAUGGGAUCGAGAAGACGAUGAACGUGAGCAGAGGAUGCUACGAGAUUUUGCCGCCGGAGGGAAGAAGAAAAGGAGGAUCGUACUCGCGCCUGAAGCGGUGUGGAAGUGUACCCAUGGAGCAUGCAAGAGGUCCUUUAAAUCGGUCAGUUUGGGUCCAAGCCGCUUGCUGCGCUCCUCGCGCAUAUGCUAAUCCAGCCAGAUUCUGUCCGUGCUUCUCAGUCCGAUGCGCUGGGUCGACACGUCAAGGCGCUUCACUCUAUCGAGCGCUUGGUGCCCGUCGUCGAGGUACCCGUACACCGGCCUCGCUCCCAGUCUCGUGGGACCUCGAUGGGGCCAGCACCGAACAAGGACGACUUGGAUUCCGCACAAGACUCGACCGAUCUAGAAGCACUACCUCCUCUGCCCCCUCUUCCCAAGCGGAAGCGCGUGCCCAAGUCUCCGACCGCGAUGUCGCUCAUCGAAUCCAUCACGGGGUAUGGAUACGCCCCUGCGGAAGAGAACGAGGGUUCGCAAGCCGCUUCGAAGCGCCAGUUCCCGUGCCCAUGGCCCGACAUCGCUGAGCUCGAUCACCGAGUGAUCGUCGACGACAUCCUCUGUAGUCCCAACGGCCAUACCGUACAGACCAGUAGCUGCGAGUAUUGGUUCUCGCGCGUGUAUGACGUCGAACGACAUCUCAGGGGUGCACACCAGGUCGUGGUCGAGCGAGAGGAAUUGGAACAAUGGUUCGAUGCCGAGUGGGAGGAAGAAGGCUGA
This is a messenger RNA of Microbotryum saponariae, 2176 nucleotides long. The record is from the annotation of a GenBank genome assembly. Lineage: Eukaryota; Fungi; Basidiomycota; Microbotryomycetes; Microbotryales; Microbotryaceae.